GGGGCCCCCGCUGGAGCCCUGUCUCAGCACCUGGUCAGCAAGCGUAGCUCUUGCUCGUUAGGUUUAGGGUUAUUGCAGAAUUGCCAGGAAUCCCGCUCGUCACUAUUUAACAUUUGCUCGGUUUCCCGCUCAGCCUUUUCUCUUUAUUUACAGUUGAGGUAACACAAUUUUAAGUUUACGAAACCCUAACAGUAUGUCAGGACCAUUUCUGUUGAUUGUUGUUACCAGCAGGAGUUUUGGGAGUAGGUUCAUCAGAGAGGGAAAGAUGUGUGAGCGUUUCUGUCCACUUGGAUGUUUUUUUGUGGGCUUUAUUUGAGAAGUUUUCUUUGGUGAGAGGUCUGUAAUAAAAUACGUUGAUUUCCGUACCACACUUUUAACUCUGUGAUAGGUAUACGUCCGUUUUAAUAGACUAGAUUUUGGAAACAUUUCUAGAUUUACAGCGAAGUUGGUGGAGAGUGCAGAGUUCCAGAUACCCGCAGUGUCUGCUCUGUGACGGGUUAGUGUGGCAUGCUCGUCCCGGGAAUGAACCAGGGUUCGUACGUGAUUGUUGACUGAAGCGUGCGCCUUAUUGCUGUUUCCUUAGUUCUAACCUAAAGUUCUUUUUCUGCCCCAGGAACCCAUCCAGAGACCACCUUACAUUGAAUCACCUUCUCAGGCCCCUCUUGACUGGCCAUCUCUGUCCGUGUUUGAUGGCCUUGAUGGUUUUGAGGCGCUCUGGUUAGACGUUUCCUAGGGUGCCCCACGGUUGGGAUUUGUUUUCUUGUCGCCCUUAUGCUGGCAUUACGGGAGCUUGGGAGGAGGGCUACAGAGGGCUGUUUGUCACAGUCGCUGUUGGCCCUGAUGACUGACUGAGGUCAUGUCUGUCACGUUUACCCACCCCCCAUUGUGUCCUGUCUUCUUUAGGGGAUUUCACCGUGGGCAGGCACACCUGAGGGGUGGGGAGUCGUGCUCUUGAAUGUUUGCACUUCUCCAUGAGAAAGAAGUUUUGGUAUGAAGGUCCUUCCUUGGGCUCUCACUUGAUUUACAAGCCAUCCCAGUUGGAAUUCCUAAUGAAGAGCACCUCAAAGAAGACCACAAGGGACGACCACGUGCGCCUGAGGGCACUGAACGGCCUCCUCUACAAAGCGCUGAUGGAUUUGCUGUGCACCGCUGAAGUGAGCCAAGAGAUCUGUGACCUGAAUGUGCAGCUCUCCAAGGUCUCUCUGACUCCAGAUUUCUCCGCCUGCCGCGCGUACUGGAAGACCACGGUCUCCGCUGAACAGAACGCGCACACAGAGGCCAUCCUGCAGAGGAGUGCUGCCCACAUGAGGCACCUUUUGAUGUCCCAGCAGACCCUGCGGAAUGUGCCGCCCAUAGUGUUCAUUCGGGACAGAGGAAACGCAGCUCUGGCUGAGGUUGAUCGGUUACUGGCCAUUGCCGAUUUUGGACCCCCAGAUGAAAAAGAAGACUGUGUGCAAGACGACGUCAGGGGCCCCGGGGCCCUGGAUGCUCCUGAGCCACAAGGCACCCCAGCCUCUGCCACGUGCUCAAGUCUGUGUGGGAUCGACCACGAGGCGCUCAACAAACAGAUCUUGGAGUACAAGAGGAGGAAAGGGCAAGGGCGAAGGACCGUGAGUCCCGAGGAGGCGCGGCUGACAGCUGAUCUGGCAACGCAAACGAGAGAGGGAAAGGUGGCACCCUGUGCAGAUAGUGACCUCUCCCCCAGGAACCAUCUGUUGGGGGCGGCGAGCAGCAACCCCGGCCCUGACCUGGGUGGCACCUGGGGUGCGGACAGCAGCCCGAGCUGCAGAGCGGGGGGCAGCGAGCAGCGGAGGCAGGAAGGGGGGAGGUGACCAAGGGGCGGGGAGGGGGUGGGUCCUGGGCUCCAGGCGUGCGGUGCAGCCCAAGGACACUGGUGGACGUGGAACUUGGGCUGAGAACGGAGGUGGUCGUGGGAAGCAUGUGAAAGCCUUUUGCUUGAUGGCAGCAGUCGGUCCUCCUGACUCGGGCACUUGCACACCCUUCUCGGACGUGGACAGCCCUGUGCCGCACAGGCUCCUGGUUAGGAAGGCAGAGCGUCUUCGUCUUGUUUGCGCGGGUUUCAGCUCACGCCUGAAGCGCCAUCCUUAUGGUCUACUAAACAAUGGCCCCAAGUCCAGUUUUCCCCAGGGCAAGAAGCUAUGGCGCCUGUCAGAAAUAAAAUAAACCCUUAAUCAAGUCUGACCUAGAGAAACAUGCUUCUGGGUGUGGGGUACCUCCCUUUCCCAAGCACUGUCACUGUCCUGAUGAUGAAAAUGGUACCACAGAGCUUACAUGAUCAGACACGCGUGAGAUGGAGCGAGGAAGUUGGUGGCUUGGCUUUUUGGGGGCGCAUGACUUGUGCUUUUAUAAACAGUCUCAGGAAGGAAGCAUUGCUGUCACCUAGCCGUGCGGGCACGCCCCCGUGCACUUUGUGUGCAGGCAGGUGGCACCGUGAAGUGCUGCCUUUGCCAGCAAAGUGGCCCCCGUUGAAGGGACACAUCACAGGUCAGAAGCGCUGGGUGCGUUGGUGUCUGCGUGGCAUUUGCGUGAUCCCAUCUGUCCCGGAAGGCACAGGUAGCCGUGGGUAUGGAGCAUUUCACUUGGGAGUGCACUUGCUGACGAAGCGCCUCUUCUGACCAGAGAAGAAAUGUCCAGAGGAAGGCUGUACCUGUCUGAGAAUACGUGUGGUUGGUUCUAAUCAGGUGUGGUAGGUGACAGACCUUGAGACGGCUGCCCGGAAAGGAGCAUUUGCUCUUCAGUGUUCCCGGGAGGCAGAGACAUGCCUCGCUGCACAGGGCCACUCAGGGAGGCACCAGGCUCGGUCAGGAGGCAGAGAAGGUGUGGCUUCUGCAGGAAUGAAUGGGCUGGGUAGUGCAAUUUCAGUAGGCUCUGGGGGACAGGGAGCAGAGGAAGUGCUCGCUGGUGUGUAAGAACCAGGUAAAGGAGGCAGUUGGAGUGUGGGUUCUGGGUUUGCUCAUAAAAGGUGAGCUCACAGGGCAACUAUUUGCUGUCUUUAGGAGUUAGCCCUGGGAGGGGUAGCCUCUCCCAGGCCAACAAGGCCCCCAAGAUGUUAAAACAUCGUAAACACAGAACAUAAGAAACAUGACUAAUACGGGACCCUGUAGCGCCAAGCAGCCUGCUUCCUGUUCCCUUAGCAGGGAGCCCAAUGUGGGGCUGUCAGAGAGUUUCUGGGUUGGUGUGUGUGUGGAGCUUUGGGGAGUGGGCCUGGCGGCUCUGCGCCCUCCCCACCCCUUCCUCUGGCUGGUCCAGGUUAUUUUCUCUUAAUAAGCUGGCAAUCUACACGGGGGCUUUGGCCCUUCCACACCUCAGGAGGUGCCCAGACCCCAAAUGCAGAGCAGCAGGGACAAGGCUCCUGGAUUGUGAGGCCGUGAACUGUGUCGCACAAACUGUGCCCAUCACUGCGUCACAGGACUGGGGACUGGGGGGGAGGCCGGGGUGCUGGCUCUUCUUCUCUUCCCGCUUGUGCUUGGGGCUCUGUUUGUUGAAAGUCAACAAAUGGCUGGAACAAGGUGUGUUUCCAGACCUGGGAAGCUGUGCUCCAUACUCUCCGCUUGUCUCCUGUAAGUACAGUGUAAGCAAGGGGUUGGGGGGCGAGGGCUAUAGUGGAGACGGGAGGAACAGAGCUUCCCGUCAGGAGAAGCCUGUGGUGCGGUCGAUCCCGCUGGCAUCCUCCACGGACAGGCCCUCACGCUGCAGUACCAGUUGUGUUCUCGAGGGACAGGGAGCACGACCACGUGAUCACCUCUGCGUUUCCUGCCAGGUGCCGUGUGGGGUGUGGACCAGGCUUACGGGGUGAAAAGAGACAUGAACAGUGUCCGUGUUCGCCACUGGCAUGCAGCACUGUGCACACUUUUUUUUUUAAGAUUUUACUUAUUUGAGAGAGGGAGAGCAAGAGAGAGCGCGAGAGCAAGAGCAGAGGCAGAGGGAGAAGCAGGCUCCCCGCUGAGGAGGGAGCCCGACGUGGGGCUCAAUCCCAGGAUCCCAGGAUCAUGACCUGAGCCGAAGGCAGAUGCCUAACGACCGAGCCCCCCAGGCGCCUCUCACCUCUGAUUUUGUUAAAAGGACUUGGAAUUUCAGUUACUUGACGUGCAGUCAGAGAGUUUCUGGGUUGGUGUGUGUGUGGAGCUUUGGGGAGUGGGCCUGGCGGCUCUGCGCCCUCCCCACCCCUUCCUCUGGCUGGUCCAGGUUAUUUUCUCUUAAUAAGCUGGCAAUCUACACGGGGGCUUUGGCCCUUCCACCUGCUGAUGACUGAGUGGAAAUCCUAGAACGGACUGAGUAGCCAGAGAGUGGAACUGAAAAUAAACAUUAAGCAACUGAAAUACCUAAUAGGAAAGAAAACUUUACAGGCUUCCAUGGGAGGAGUGCCACAGAAGACAGCUUUGUUUCAGUCUUUGAAAACUCCAUGUUCUUCAGAAGGACUUCCUCUCUCAAGUCUCCGUCUGACAUCUUGGCCUUCUAGGUCCUAUCAGGAAAGUUCAAAAUAUCUCCCGCUUUUUUAUGGCAUCUUCUCUGUUCAGCAGUUCGUGAUACAUGCAAUUUUAUAAAAGUAUUUGUCAUAAAGCAUAUUCAAAACUCCACAGUUAAAUCUAUGAUGCAUAUAAGCUCUAGAGUGAAAUAAAGGAUCUAAUUACUCCAUAUAAUCCCAAAGGAUUGGGAAAAGCCUGUGCCACCCCAGGCCCUACUUAUAUUCUGCACCAGCCUGUCGAGGUGUGGAGACCUGGUUCUGAAAUCCCGUGUCCCAAGGUUUGUUCAUUUCUUAAUUGAGGAAUUACGUGAAGUGUAGCCCUGGGAACAAUAUGUUAUAUGACAAAAUAGAACUCACUUUCAGUAGGUUGAGAUAAAGAACCCAAACCAGCCAAAUGAAGUUUAAGAGGGAUCCGUGUAAAUUCCCGUAAUUGGAGUUUAAAUAUUAAUUCUUGAACUACAGCAUGGCAGCUCCAGUGGCAAGUCUGGUGGUUGCAGCAUGUGUCCUAAGCGGAGCCUGGGGCAGGUGUGGCUGCCGAGGGUGGGAGGUGGUGCAGGGGUGCGCCUGAUGUUCAGUUUGUGGAACUGUGGUUAAAGAGGACUUUGGUAGUAGAAAAGGUCGCCCUGGGAAGGGUUCAUGGGGGAGGCAGAGUCAGGGUCCCUGAAGCAGCAAGGGUUCUCCACAGUAGCAGCGAUCCGCGGCUGGAACUGGCCGCAGAUGCCAAGUACAGGGCAGAUCCAAAGCGUUACCAACCCUGAACUCCCAGCCUGGGCCCCCCCAGGUCAGAGUCAGCUUUGCCUCCGUGGGUUUGCCUCCGCAGGUUUGCCUUGGGAUGUUCCUUCUCUUCGAGUCAAAGGGUCCUUGUUAAUCAUUCACCUUUCACGCUCACCCCUUUCCCCUUUCAGAUGUGAGUCCAGCCCCCGAUCUGCAGCAGCCUCCCAGGCAGCGUCUCUCGGGACCCUGAUGGUGAUGCUGGUGCUACGGCCUUACUUGGUGCCUUACCUGUUGCUGUGACUUCUUCUUGGCACAUUCUCUUCCCCUUUCUGCCUCACCUGGGGCCACCUCCUUUGGGGAGCCUUCUGUGAACCCCCAAGUCUUGGUUGCGGCCCCCUACAUUCCCUUAGCUGAGAUCUCACUGCAUGGACUGCUCAGCCUCUUGCCUGCCUCUCACACAGGGUUUCCCAGGCCAGAGUGUAGCAAGUGUUGAUUGACUGACUAAUGGACUGUUGGGGUCUGCUCCGAGGUCAGGGGCAAGUGAUCUUGCUGGCUCAGGGGAACAUGAGCAGCAAACGAAGACACAGCCUGAGGCCCCUUUUCACUCUGGGCCUGAGAAAAGCCGAGGCAAAACAGAACAUAGGGCCAGAAAUGACUGCAAAAGAGCCACUUGUCACUGGGAUUGUAGCAGAAAAUCAGGGCUUUGAGGUAAAACAGAGAAAGAAGGCAAGAUGCAGGUUUCGUGUAUUUGGGGAGAACACAGGCGUGUUGCAGCUUCAGAUCCUGACCACGGAGGUGGACGUGACGACCUCAUGCUCCAGAGGAGCCCUCUCCAGCCAUCUGGCUUCUGAGACUGCAGCUCUGGGUUCAGUACUCAGAUCUGCUGCCAGUGACCUCCGUUCUCAGUGCCCUUCGGCUGUCAGGGUCCCAGUGAGGGUGUCCUGACUCGCGUGAGCACCUACCAGAGCCUGGUACAUGCUUCGUAUUCGUUCUCAUUGCUGCUGAGGAUUUUGGUUUCCGAAUGAGCAAAGGGAUCAGGGGGAAGCGGUUCAUUCCGUGUUUGGUGGAGAUGUGUACAGCUUACCUCAUGAGGAUGUGCAGAGCGGGAUGUGCACAUGCACCCGUUUGAGGUGGCCCUCUGCAGGGUGGCCCCACAGAAGUGGCUGGGUUUUCAUGUCCUUGUGACAUGCCAAGAUCAUAGGAGACCAGAGUCCGCCCUAUUGGAAGUCAGAUGUGCCUGUCAGAACCCAAAGUGCCAGCAGUAAACACAGAGCCUUACAGCUGCAAACAUUCCUCCGGAUCCUACAAUAAAUCCUGUUGUGAGAGCAGAAGCAGAGUGUUCCAGCCUCACCUUUAUCUUGGAGAACGUGAGCACACACCUGUGUGGCUUUUUAGUGUUAAUUUGAAUACCGUAGAGCUCUAGCCUUGAACAAAACCUGAAGGGGAAGCUGAAUACUGACAAGUUGUUUUCAUGCCAAGACGUGAAGCUUAAAAUGAUGGUCAGGCGCAGACCUCGGUAACCUCCUGCGUGGGGAUGGUUUGGCAGUGGCCACAGGCUCACCUGGGCAAGGCCCCCAGGAGGAGACAGCACGCAGGCCUCCCACAGAGGCAGCCUGGAGGAGAGGAAGAGGCCCAUAAAGUGUUGCACAGAAAACCUGUCUGUUUCCUUUCCCAGUUCCCAGCAGUUCUCAUCGUGUUCCUUAGGCCUCCACAUGCUCAGAUACAACUUGUCUUUCAGGUGCUUGCUGGGUGUUUUCUGUGUCUUGCCAGGCUGAAACCAACACUCACACACUCACCCUCUGAGUAGUGUUCGUGAUGAAGGAGAGCUGGGUCUUUGCCACUUCCACUGGGAGGAGCCCCUCCUCUGCAGCAGUCCUGGUCAGCCCCGGACUGGCCAGGACUAGCAGACUUGCACAGUUCCAGCUUUUCUGCAUCUCAGGGCAGCCUCCCUUUCCAGUCCCCCGCCCCCUGCCAGUUCUGUGUGGUUUGUGCAGGAGCCUUGAUGGCCUUCCUGCCACUGAGCCUUGGUUUCUGGAACUUUGAAUCUGGGUGAGACAAGUGCUGGGAUCUUGCUUUUCCCCUCUUAGAACAGGAACCGUACAAAUAGGCCUGUUUGCUGCCCAAAAUCAAGAUGUCAGGAGUGAUUUUCUGUCUGCGAGGCACAGAGGACAAAUGGAGACACCACUGCUCCCCUCGGGCAUGGGUGCACCCGCUUCCCCUGGACCUGUCCCAUGAAACUUAAAAGCAGCAGCCUCCAUGCAGCUUCUUUCCCUGGAAAAGCCCAAGUUCUGCCGCCCAGGCACCUGCUAGGAUGACCACAUGGCAGAUGUGUGGCUCACAGCCUCCAGUGUCUCACUCUGCUCCUGUCUGUGGUGCACAUGGGUGCCAGACGGUGUUAGGAAACCUACUUCCUCUCUAGCUCGGAGCAAUCUGCACUGGAAGAUGGACAUGGCCCGCGUCACACCCAAUAAGCUGAGGUGACACCCAGUCAUUGCACAGAUGCCACUGAGAUCAAACCCAGAGUAUCUGCUACAGAGGGGAGCAGUCCAGUUUCCAUCCAAUUUUUUAAAAAGUUUUCAUUUAUCUAUCUGAGAGAAAAAUAACGAGUGAGGAAGGGGCAGAGGCAGAGGGAGGAGCAGACUCCCCACUGAGCAGGGAGCCUGAUGCAGGACUGGGCCAAAGGCAGACGUUCACUGACUGAGCCACCCAGGCGUCCAUCUGUUUUUUAAAGUAGGUUUUCAGCAACUGAAGGCAGAACAAAACAUUGUUGCCUGCAAUAUUUAGUUUAGAUCUGGAUAACACUUCCAAGUAUUCUAGAAUGCAUGUCCCUGUAACACCAUUUUCUGUGUAUUUUCAAAUUCACUAAUGAUAGCACCUCUCAACAUGAACCAUGAGAUUAGGCACCACCUUUUAAAGUAUGCUGUUCUGGGAAGAACAUGUGUACAAGAAACUCUCGGAUGCCCAGUAAACCCUCUUGACUCAGCCCCAAACAUAAAAUUCCCUUCUGUGCCACCAUUCUGUAUGCAGGCAGUUCGCACACUGGUGCUUGAUGCAGGCUCUGUAGAAACGAGCCAGCACACCAGAGUGACUGACAGGAUGGUGGUAUCCAUGUUGUGUGGGCUGGACCUUCCUUGUGGGUUCUGUUUUGAAUUCCUGAUGUUGGUUCCUGGUUAGGCCUGAGACGUGCAAAUUGGUACAUGGGCUGCGUUCCUGCAUCACACAUCAUUACAGGAUUAAGAAGGUUUGUGAGGAGUCAGUUGCCCUCAUCCUCCCAUGCUCAGCUACUGGGUCUUCAAAGCAGGUUUUAUUAGAGUUUGUUAAUCUUGGGUCACAAAGCCAAGAAUAAUUGCAUGUAUUUUAGUUACCAGGAGAAAAGCAGAGGAAGAAUCAUUAGAAAUGUCACUGAGAAAUGACAGGAGAUCUGGGGCAGGUUCUUGCCUGAAUUCUGUUGAUAGAAACCAGCAGAUCCUGGAAGUGUGUCACAUACAGCCUUAGAGCAGUCGACUAAAGUGUGUGUGUGCAUGUGUGAGUGUGCCCAUGUGUGAAUGCCUGUGUGUGUGGUUCUGUUUGCGUGUGUGCAAGUGCGUGUAUGUGUGAGUGCCGAUUCACAAGCCAUUAGGCUAGGAGUGCUUCAAAAAAAAUAUAUUUGAGAGAAAGAAAGGAGCGGGGGCGGGGGAGCGGGAGGGAGAGGGAGAGGGAGAAGCAGACUCCACGCGGAGCAGGAGCCUGAUGUGGGACUCCAUCCCAGGUGUCCCAGGCUGUGAGGUCUUAAGGCACAACAUUCAUAACAGGGCCAUCUGGCCAUUGCCACUGACAUUUGUCCUGUAGUUUUGGCUCCAUUUCAAGAGGUCUCAGAGCCAUCAAGAUUAGGGAAGAGGCAGGAUUUGAAGAUCAUGUCCUAUACUGUUAAAAAGCUGUACUUUUUUGGGUAGAAACACCCUGGAGCCUUCUAACCCUUUUCUGUAAUGAAAUGUUGAAAAUGUUCUGAUGCACAGCAAUGUCUAGACACCCCCGUCUCCCCAAGAUCUGUGGUAACAAGUUGGGUCUGGAGUCUACCCUGAUCCCUGGGUCACAACAUCCCUCCUCUUACAGGAAAGUGUGCCCGUUAAAAAAAAAAAACAAAAAACUGUCCCUGAAAAAGACCUGAUGGCAGAUCUACUAGGUAAAGACUUCAAAGCAACUGUCUUGACCCUCAGCUGACAAAAGAUGUGGAGGAAAUCAACAAAACAAUGUGAGAACAAAAUGGAACCAUCCAAAAAGAGAAAGCAAAAAGAAACUGAAGAAAUUCUGAAGCUGGAAAGUACAAUAAUGGAAAUGAAAUACUCACUAGAGGAAUUCAGAGGCAGGUUUUAAGCACAAGAAAGAAACAGUGGAUUGUAACAUCAGACAAAGGAAGUUGAGUUUGAGGAACAGAAAGGAAAAAAAAAGAAUAAAAGUUAAUGGCACCUAAGGGACCUGUGGGAUUCCACCAAGCAGAGAAACCUAUGCAUUGUGGGGGUCCCAGAAGGAGAAGAGAGAGAAAGAGGUAGACAAGUAUUUGAAGAAAUAAUGGCUGAAAGUUUCCCAAGUUUGAGGAAACAUCCAGGAAGCUCAAUGAACUCCAAGUUAAGAUGAACUCAGAGACCCACACUAAGAAACACAAAAGCCAAAUAAUCUUGAAGCAGCAAGAGAGAGGUAAUUACAUACAAGGCUAUCCCAAGUAAGGUUAAUAGAUUUCCAUCAGAAACGGGAGGUCAGGAGGCAGUGGGUUGAUAUAUGCAAAGUGCUAAAAGAAAAACGUUCAACCAAGAAUUCUAUAUUCAGCAAAAUGUCCUUCAGAAGUGAGGGAGAAAUUAAGACAUUAGUAAAUAAAAGCUGAGGGAGUGCUUCACCACUAGACCUGCCCUUCAAGAAAUAUUUGAAGGAGUCCUGCAGGGUGAAAUGAAGGACAGUAGACAGUAACUUGAAGCUGUGUGGAGAAAUGAAGAUCUCAGUAAAGAAAAAUAAAUGGCCAAUUAUAAAAACUAGUAACAACAAUUUAUAACUCCACAUUUUGUUUUCUACAUAAUUUAAGAGAGCGCAUUUAACAGAAAUGUUAAUUUAUGUUUUGUGGCAUCAACAACUAAAAGGGCUGGGGACAGAGAUGUUGAGCAGAGUUUUUGUGUGUUAUUGAAAUUAAGCUGGUAUAAGUUCAGAUUAGAGUGUUACAGUUUCAGGAUGUUAAAUGUAAUCCCCACGGUAACCACAAAGAAAAUAGCUAUAGAAUAUACACAAAAGGAAAUGAGAAAGUUUAAAUGUUUCAGUACCAAAAAACAAAAAACCCACAAAAGGGUAAUGCAGGAAAUGAGUGACAAAAAGAAGCUGUAAGGCACAUAACAAAUAGCAAAGUGACAGAAGUCCUCCCUUAUCUGUAAUUACCUUAAAUAUAAAUGGAUUAAACUCUCCAGGGAAAUGACAGAGAUUGGCAGAAUGGAUAAAAACCAUCUUCCAACUACAUGCUGUCUUCAAGAGACUCUAGAUCCAAAGACAUAAGUAGAUUGAAAGGUGAGAGGAUGUAAAAAGAUGUUCGCUGCAAAUAAUAACCAAUGAUAGCAGGAGUGGCUACAAUAAUACCAGACAAAAAUGAGUUUAAAUUUUAAAAAAUUACAAGAGAUAGGGGAGGGCACUGUAUAUUAAUAAAAAUUUCCAUAAAACAAGAUACAUAGUUACAAACAUUUACUUGUCUAAUGACAGGCCAUUGAAAUAUAUGAAGCAAAAUUUGACACAACUGAAGGGAGAAAGAGUUUUAAAAUAAUACUUGGAGACUUGAAUUUCCUUCUCCUAAUAAUGGAUACAAAACCCAGACAGAAGUAGGGAAAGAGAGGACUUUAAAUCUAACACAUCAGGACACUCUACCCAGCAAGAGCACACACAGUGCUCUCAAGUGCACGUGGGACGUUUUCCAGGAUAGAUCAUAUGUUAUGCCACAAAUUAAGUCUCAAUUUAAAAACAGCUGUUCUACAAUCUUGGACCACAGUGGUAUGAAAUUUGAAAUCAGUAACAAAAUUGGAAAAUUCACAAGUUUGUGGAAGUUAAAUCAACACACUCUUAAAUAACCAAUAGGUCAAAAAAGAAAUCACAGGGAGAUUAGAAAAUACUUAGAGAUGAAUGAAAAUGAAAACAGCACAUCAAAACUUACAGGAUGCAGCAAAAGCAGUGCUAAAGGGACAUUUAUAGUUACAAAUGCUUACAUUAAAAAACCAAGAAGAUCUCAAAGCAACAACCUAACUUUAAGGAAAUGCAGAAGAACUAACCCUAACCCAAAACUAGCAGAAGGAAGGAAAUAAAGAUUAGAACUGUGACAGAGGAAGUCGAGAACAGGAAAUCAGUAGAGAAUAUCAAUAAACUAAAAUGUUAGUUCUUCAAAAUGAUGAACAAAAUCAGCAAAACUUUAGAUGAACAUUGAAAUUACUGAAAUCAGAAAUGAAAAUGGAGAAAUUAUCAAUUCUACAGAAAUAAAAUGGAUUAUAAGAGUACUGUGAGCAUUUGUACACCAACAAUUGGAUAACCUAGAUGAAAUGGACAAAUUCCUAGCGAGACUAAACCUGCCAAGACUAUGUCACCAAAAUUACAGACCAAGAUCCCUUAUGAUCAUUGAUCUAGAAAUCUUCAAUAAAAUACUAGCAAAAAAUUCAGCAUAUUAAAGCAAUUAUACACCAUGACCAAGAGGCAUUUUUUUUUUUUUUUUGGAAUGCAAGGAUGAUUCAACACAAAAAUUGAUAAAUGUGAUAUACCACAUCAAAAUGGGAAAAAAAAUCACCUUGAUGCAGGAAAAGCAUUUGACAAAAUUCAACACCCUUUCAUGAAAAAAAAAAAACACUCAACAAAAUAGGAAUAGAAGGAAACUACCUUAACAAAAGCAGUAUGUGAAAAAACACAGCAGACAAUGGUGAAAGAAAGCUCUUCCUGGAAGAUCAGGAACAAGUCAAGGAUGGCUGCUUUUACCACUUCUAUUUAACAUAGUAUGGGAAGUUCUAGCCAGAGCAAUUAAGCAGGAAAAAGAAAAGGCCUUCAAAUUGGAAAUGAACAAGUAAUAUUAUAUCUGUUUGCAGAUGAUUUGAUCUUCUAUGUAGAAAAUCCUAAAGACCCCACAAAAAACUGUUAGAUCUGAUUAAUGAAUUCUGCAAAGUAGCAGGAUUCAAAGUCAAGACAAAAUCAGUUGCAUUUCUCUACACAAUGAUCUGAAAAGGAAGUUACACAAUAACUUCACUUACAGUAGCAUUAAAAAGAAUAAGAUACUGAGGAAUUAAUCAAGGAGGUGAAGAUUUGUACAAUGAAAACUACAAAACACUGUUCAAAGAAAUUAAUAAAUGGAAACACAUCCUGUGCUCAUCGAUGGGAAGACUUAAUAUUGUUAAAAUGUCAGUAUUACCCAAAAUGAUGUACAGAUUCAAUGCAAUGCCUAUCAAAAUCCCAAUGAUGUUUUUACAGAAAUAGGAAAGUCCUUCGUAAAACUCAUAUGGAAUCUCAACCCUGAAUAAGCCAAAACAAUUUUGAAAAAGAAAGAAAACGCUGGAGGAGUUACACUUCUCGAUUUCAGAACUAACCAGAAAACUACAGUAAUCAAACACUGUGGUUCUGGCUGAGAAGCAGACUGAUCGGCUAACAGAAUGGAAUCAGGAGCCCAGAAAUAAACCCUUGCAUAUGUGGUUAAAUGACUCUUGACAAGGGUGCCAAGAUCAUUCAACAGGGAAAGGAAUCUUCUCAACAGAUGGUGCAGGGGAAAUGGGAUGUCCACACACAGAAGAAUGACAUUGGGCCCUUACCUCAUGCCAUGUACUGACAUUGGACCCUUACCUCACACCAUAUACAGAAUGUAACUGAAAAUGGAUCAAAGCCCUAAAUGUAAGACUUAACCACUAUAAAAUUCUUAAGAGAAAAUAUAGGUCAAAGAUUUAGGAUGUUGGAUUUGGCAAUGAUUUCUCAGAUCUGACACAAAAGGCACACACACAAAAAGAUUUCAUGAAAAAUUAUAAAUGUUGCACAAAAAUACUAUCCAUACAGUAAAAAAGCAACCCACAGAAUGGGCAAAAAUAUCUGCAAAUCAUAUAUCUAAUAACUAAUCAAUAUUGAAAAUAUACAAAGAAUGCCUACAAGUCAACAACAACAACAAAUGAACAACCCAAUUUAAAAACAGGCAAAGGACUUGAAUAGAAAUCUCUCCAAAGUUGAUAUACAGAGGGCCAAUAAUCACAUGAAAGGAUGCUUAUCACUUAUCAGGGAAAUGCAAAUCAAAGCCACAGUGAGAUACCACCUCACGCCCAUUAGGGUGGCUACUAUUUAGAAAAAAGCAAAGAGGCUACUAUUUAGAAAAAAGCCUGGCUGGCUUAGUUGGAAGAGCAUGUGACUCUUAAUCUCAGGGUCGUGAGUUUGAGCCCCACCUUGGGGGAAGAGUUUAAACACACAGACAUACACAAUGUGAAACUUGUACUUAGAUGAAAUGAUCUCAGGUCAUUUGGAAUAUUUUCUGCUAAAUAUUCGUGAUAAAGAUUGAAAAAAUUUUUUGAAAAACUACAAAAAAUCCAAGUAUGGCAAGGAUAUGGACAUGUUAAGUGAAAUAAGCCAGUCACAAAAACACAAAUCCUGUAGGAUUCCACUUACAUGAGGUGCUUAGAGAAGUCACCAUCAUAGAGACAGACAGUAAUGGUCGUGCGAGGACCUGGGGGGAGUGGGGAAUGCAGUUAGUGUUCAGUGGGCAUAGAGGUUUAGUUUUACAAGAUGGAAGUAAUUACGGGGACAGAUGAUGGUGACAGCCACAUAGCAAUGUGUUUUAAUACCACUGAACUGGAUGCUAAAAUGGUUAAGAUGGUAAAGUUUCUGUUAUGUGUAUUUUUUUUUUAAGAUUUUAUUUGACAGAGACAGCAAGAGAGGGAACACAAGCAGGGGGAGUGCGAGAGGGAGAAGCAGGCUUCGUGCUGAGCAGGGAGCCCGAUGUGGGGCUCGAUCCCAGGACCCUGGGAUUAUGACCUGAGCCAAAGGCAGACGCUUAACGACUGAGCCACCCAGACACCCCUCUGUUGUGUCUUACCACAAUAAAGAGUCUUAAGAAAAAUGGGGGAAAAAUGUAUAAAUAGCUCUCAUACAAAGAUUAAAGAAAUAAAAUUUCAUCUUAUUUAUAUUUAUAGCAUUUCUGAAAAAUAUACACAGGUCUGCAAUUCCUUAUCUGAAAUCCUUAGGGUCUGAGACAGCACACUAUACCAAAAACAUUAAUAUUUACGUUAAGCACUUAAAUAUUUACACUAAGUUCAACUAGAGGAAGACCUUUGGGGAAAAAAGGAAGUAAUAAUCAUAAUAGUUGACAUUCACCACUGACUGAGGCUUGACAAUGCAGAUUGUACGUUCCACGGACAACCUCAUGUAUUCCUCACAACAACCCCAUGUUACGGAUGAAGCUGCUGAGGUUCUGAGCUGCUACUGGCAGGUCUGGGAUGGUCCGCCAGGACUGUAGCUCUGAUGUUGCUGAUGCAUUCCUUGGGGCUGAGGCAUUACAGCAAGUGGAGGGGGGGGGGUCCCCUACCUUCUUCCUUGCUAACCAGAAUCCAAUUGGGGCAGCAUGUGUCCCUCCUCAAAGCCAAGGCGUCAAGGCAGCUCCAUUCUUGCCAGCGCUGGGUUUAGGGAUGGGCACUUGGCCAAUGGGAAGUGAGGGUGCAAGAGGAGAGGGCCCCCUUUCCUGCCUCUGGACACUGGCUUGGAGACAUGCCUGGCAAAUGGGAGACAGUGUGGGAAACUGCGUGUCUGAGCCAAGAAUGAACUUCCUUCACUCUCCUGCCCCUUUCCUCCUAAUGGGUGAGAUGAGGAGUGGUUUUUUUUUUUUUUUUUUUUUUAAAGAUUUUAUUUAUUUGACAGAGAGACACAGCGAGAGAGGGAACGCAAAUAGGGGGAGUGGGAGAGGGAGAAGCAGGCUUCCCGUGGAGCAGGGAGCCCAAUGCGGGGCUCGAUACCAGGACCCCGGGAUCAUGACCUGGGCCGAAGGCAGACGCUUAACGACUGAGCCACCCAGACGCCCCGAGAUGAGGAGUGUCUUAAACCAAAUUCACUUAAUCCUUUUAAGGAUCUGUCUAAAAGCAUCCUGACAAGGACUGAGAAUUCCCCAACUGAAAUCCAAACGUGGCAGGAAGCGGGUUGGCUAACUCAUCAUAGCCGUUAAUACCUCAGUGGUAAUGAGUCUGUCAGACAACCCACCUAUCGUCUGGGAGAGCAAAGUAGGGCGGGAGGAACAGUAACAACAAAGUCUAACAUUCCCUGGGGGCUUAAGGCAUUACUCGAAGCACUUGGGAUUUACUUAGUCCUGGGAGGCAGGUGCCUUUGUCAAAUUUAUAAUUGAGGACACUGAGGCAGAGUCAGCCUGCAGUCCUCGCUUCUCUGCUGCGCCCCCUGAUCUGUGGGCAGAGGGGCCCCUCACGAGGAGAAGCUAUGGCUCACACACCUGCCUCCUACAGCCAGGGGAGAGUGAGCUUGGUCACUGGGCUGGCCCCCCCUGCGAGGGGGAAAGGGCUCCCAACAAGGGGAGGAGCCUGGGCAGUAGCCGGAACUGGGGAACCGCGCAUCCCGUGUGCGUGUGGCCCACAGAGGAGCAGGCUGCUUUCUAGCAAAUUUCUCAUUACCAAAAGAGGUUGUUGCCCUCAAGUUUUCUCUGAGGUGCUUUCCAGUAUGUGACGGUCAGUGUGUCAUGGGCUGUAUUUCUGCUCCAAGCACACAUUGUACAUGUGCAUCACUAAAAAAAAUGACCCAAAAAGUCCAUUCCAGACAUAAAAGGAAAAAACCUCCCUGGUUCCCAUAAGAUUAAAGCCAUGCAGCCCUGCACAUACUGAAAACGUAAGUCUGUAACUUUCUGGAAUGUCCUUCCUCAUGAUGAUUUAGAACUCUUUAUGUAAAAAGCGCCAAAAGUUCCUUCCCCACAGCACUCCCUUCUCUGGGAAGAUUGUACGUCCCCGGCCGCUGGCCUCACUUGGGCUCCAAUAAAACUUUUUCUGUCUCUUUAAAA
Molecule: messenger RNA, 16202 nt
Organism: Mirounga angustirostris (Northern elephant seal)
Lineage: Eukaryota; Metazoa; Chordata; Mammalia; Carnivora; Phocidae
Gene: RBFA
Product: ribosome binding factor A
Exons: 7
Coding region: 972-1832 (286 amino acids)
Biological process (GO): rRNA processing
Source: RefSeq, a predicted model, not a curated record